Molecule: messenger RNA, 1848 nt
Organism: Striga asiatica
Lineage: Eukaryota; Viridiplantae; Streptophyta; Magnoliopsida; Lamiales; Orobanchaceae
Source: the annotation of a GenBank genome assembly
AUGAUAACAACAUACAUCCAGACAGGCCAAGAGAAACAGAGGAUUAAUUUUUUUUCGCGCAUGCUAGCAUGCGGGAUAAGCCCCAACGAGUACACUUACGCGGCAGUUAUUUCGGGAGUCGCGAAUAUGGCGAAUCUCGAGUGGGGCCAGCAGCUGCACGAGCACGUCCUGCUCGUGGGUCUCGUAGAAUCUCUAUCCGUAUCGCAUUCUAUCAUGACCCUGUAUUCAAAAUGCGGGCUUCCCGAUUCUGCCCUCAAAAUCUUUCGCCAAAUGACCGCAAGAGACGUAAUCUCCUGGAGCACGAUCAUCGCAGGCCAUUCUCAGGGGGGCCACGCAAAGGAGGCCUUCGAGCUGUUCUCGCAAAUGAGGAAAGAAGGCCCGAGACCCACUGAGUUCGUUGAGUCAAGCGUGCUAAGUGUUUGCGGCAGCAUGUCUAUUCUCGAUCAAGGCAAACAGCUCCACGCGUUCGUUUUAUCCGUCGGCCUCGACCAAACGACCAGGAUCCCGAGCUCCCUCAUAAACAUGUAUUUGAAAUGCGGUUGCAUUCUAGAGGCUGCGAAAGUAUUCUCACUUACCAUAAACGACGAUAUAAUCUCGUGGACGGCCAUGAUCAACGGAUACGCGGAGCACGGAUUGAGUCGGGAAGCCAUCGAAUUAUUCGAGAGAAUCCCGGACGCGGGCCUCCGACCCGACUCCGUGACUUUCAUCGGCGUCCUCGGCGCGUGCAGCCACGCGGGGCUCCUCGGUCUGGGGUCCUGCUAUUUCGACUCCGUGAUAGAAAAGUACCGAAUUUACCCCUGUAAAGCGCACUACGGGUGCAUGAUCGACCUGUUUUGUCGGGCGGGGAGGUUAGAGGAGGCCGAGAGGAUGAUGAGAGAAAUAUCGUUCGAGAAAGAUGUCGUGGUCUGGUCGAGCGUGCUGAGGGCUAGUCGGGAGUGUGGUGACGUGGAGCGCGGGCGGGUCGUGGCCGAAGAGGUGAUUUGGCUCGACCCGGAGUGUGGUGAGGCCCACGUCACGCUGGCGAAUAUGUACGCGUCUGAUGGGAGGUGGAAGGAGGCGGCUGAGGUGAGGAGGUUGAUGAGGUGGAGGGGUGUGGUGAAGGAGCCCGGGUGGUCGUGGGUGAAGGUGGAGGAGGAGAGAGUGUUGGCUUUUGUUGCGGGGGAUAGGAAUCAUCCGAGAUGCGAGGAGGUUUAUGGUAUGUCGGGGAUGGUGUAUUGUUCGAGUGAGGAGUUGAGUUUCGAGGAGGUUGAUUCGGUUGACGCAAAGGUGUUUCUGAGAGCUGAGAAUAUAUGGUUCAGUACAGAUUGGGCAGUACAGUACAGUCUAAGAAGAGCGCGGCGUCAACUAGUCGGGAGAAUUUUCGAUCAUCUGAAAUCGACAGCAGACGAAGCCGACAAGUUGGAGCGACGGUGGACGACGCUGGAAGGCGUGAAGGACAGGAAGACGACAGCGUCUCUGUGGCGUCCGGCAUCUCUGCGACGUCGGCAUCUCUGCGGCUCGCCGUUUUCGUGUCGCGUAGAUCCAGCGGACAUGGGAAACGUACCUCGGCAACGGCUCGUGACUGCCGGAGAUGCAGAAAGCCGUCGCUUGCUCGCCGGCGGUCGACGGCGAGGCCAUACAUCUGGAUAUGAUCGGCGUAAAACAGCGACGACUGGCCGACACAACAAGAUAACUGGAGUUGCUUACAAGAAUGACCUGGCAAUAAUGGCAUGGAAACUAAUGAAUGAGCCAAGAUGCAACUCAAAUUUGAAGUACAUUGAUCAAAAGCAUUUGCUAGAAAUUGGAUUAAAAGGUUUCUAUGGUCAAACCUUCACCUCCAAAGACCAGGAUAGAUCCCAGUUUCAACAC